AUGGCACCAACGCUCCCAGAUGUCACCAGCCUCGCAACCCUGCCCGAUGCAGAACUGAUGGCCAUCCUCGACCUCCUCUUCGAGCCCAGCGACGACCUGCACACCCUCGCGCUUCCAACCCUGCGCGCCAUCACCUUCGCCUCCUACCCUGAACUGGUAGACACGAUCCGCGACCAGCUUCUCGUCAUCGCGCAGAGCGUCCACGCUGAUCCCAAUGCCCGGAAGCCCCUCCACUCCAUCCUAGGAUCUCAUCCUCGGCUGGGCGAGAAGAAGGUGCACAGCAGCCAGAGCGCCGCCGAGCAGGCCCAGCUGCAGGCCGCCGCCGAGGAAGAGGCAGAGAAUUUGGCAGCCCUCAACAGGGAGUACGAGGCAAGAUUCCCAGGCCUGCGCUAUGUGGUUUUCGUCAACGGGCGCGGCAGGGACGUGAUUAUGGAGGACAUGCGGAGGCGCAUAGAUCGGGCUGAUCUGGUAGAGGAGGAGAAGGAGGCUAUUUCCGCGAUGGCGGACAUCGCCAAGGACAGGGCCAGCAAGCUGAACAAAGAGUCCGACGAGUCCACUGUUGGACGAUCUGCUCUCCCGGCGGAGAGCUGA
Molecule: messenger RNA, 591 nt
Organism: Diaporthe citri
Lineage: Eukaryota; Fungi; Ascomycota; Sordariomycetes; Diaporthales; Diaporthaceae
Exons: 2
Coding region: 1-591 (196 amino acids)
Source: RefSeq, a predicted model, not a curated record